Plasmodium vivax (malaria parasite P. vivax) is the source of this 3552-nucleotide messenger RNA. RefSeq lists its product as hypothetical. The coding region runs from base 1 to 3552 and encodes 1183 amino acids. Lineage: Eukaryota; Apicomplexa; Aconoidasida; Haemosporida; Plasmodiidae. The record is from RefSeq and is a predicted model, not a curated record. The transcript has a single exon.
AUGGUGGAAAGAGACCACGAAAGUGGACAGAAGGGGGCCCUUCACAACCGCAAUGAAAAGAUAAACUUUCCUGGGAGUAGUACUCCAGGGAGGAGAGAAAUUCUGCACCAUCGGAAGGAUGUCGUAGACAUUGUUCACAUGAACAGGGACACAUUCACCUCGCUGAAGAGUCUCCUCUCCCUAAUUGAUAGCAUAAAUACCCGAGUGGUGCAAAAUGGAUUAGCGGCCAGUAGACAAAGGGGAACCCCCUCCAGCAGUGGGAUGCUCCAAACCAGAGCAGUUAUAAAUGAGAAGGAGUACCUCCUCUGUGUAGAGCUGGGAGAAGAUAGCAGAGAAGGAAGCGCACCUCUGAGGAGAAAUUCCUGUUCAGGGAAAUUCCCCCCUUGUGAUGAUGAAGAUCUUCUCCAUUUGAAAAGAGAAAUUCAAGGCAUCGAUUUUUUCGCCUUAUCUGCUCUACUCCGGGUGUACCAAAAAAUCGUCAGAAAAAAAAAGGCCCCCCAUGGGGGUAGCCUUUCCAGAGUAGCUUUCCCAUUUAACAGGGUGGAAAAGUUCAUCCUCCAAACGUUAUGCUCUCACAUUGACAGUCUGCUUCAACGAAAGGUGAAGAGAAAAGGGGACACGGUGGAUAGCCCUCCCCAACAGGGUCCAAGCAGCGAGGCUCCCUUCCGUGCCGUAUACUGGGAGGUAUUAAGCAUUUUACAAAUCCUCACACACAACAAAGGGGAAUACAUAGACUUCAUAAAUCGAGUGCUAUAUGCACAGUUUAAAUUUGUGGACAAGCACAGACAUCACUAUAGCUAUGCCUUCUCGGUUGGUCUCCUUCCUGUGAUUAAUGAGGUACUCCUAUAUCUGUCAAAUGGGGUAGGGUCUCCUCCAACAGGGGGGGAAGACCUCCGUCACCCUGCGUUCUUUGCAACCAUAGGUGGGAACCCCCUUCACAUGCAGAAGGAGGCCUUUACGUGGGGGUACAUCCAGGAGAACUACCAAAAAGGGGAGCUAUCCGUACACAGGUCUGCCUCCCCAUCAGGUGAUGAACAGAAUGGAAAUGUAGACACGCCGCAAAACUGCGAACCGGAUGAACGUACUGCGGAAGAAAGACAGAGCUGUGCAGAUAUCGUUUGUCCCCCCCCGAAGAGCGCCCAAAAGGAGUUGAACCCCCCGGAGGAUGGCGAGAAAUUCUCCUACUUGCAACAUUACAGCAUCACCCUGCUCAGCAUAAUUGCCAAAAAGAUAAAGUACAUGGAAAAGAGGAACCAUGUCCAUGACGUAGGGCUCAUACUCGAGGGUAUUAACACCCUGAUGCAUGUGGAAGGCAGCUCGGGGGGGCAGCCCUCCAGCUUGAUAAAUCAAAGGGCAGAAUUUUUAAAGGACGUCAUCCAGAAGGGUAAGGACCAUCGCAGUGAAGUUAGCCAAAAGAUGUACCUCCUCCUCUUUCUGGACUUCAUUUUUAACUUUUUAAAAAACGUAAAAUUUGGUCCCAAGGCCAUCCAUAGGAUCACAAAAGAGGGGGAAUCUCUUGGAGACCAUUUUCUCAAAAUCCUCUGCCUCUCCAGCAGCAUUAGGCAGAUGCUGACGAGUGGGAGAAGAAGUAGUGACAGCAGGAAAGCUCACCACCACUGUGGUCCCUCUGUUGGGUGCACCAAUGAUGCGCCUCUCUAUGCAGACCAAGCCUCCAAACUAAUCAGUAGGGUAAAUAAAAACAUCGGUCUGCUGACCAGCGAGGCAAUUCUACAUGCCCCCAAUUAUGGUUUGCCCACCCGUUUGGAGAGGAGCCACCUGCCCAACGCCUACAUGGCCUACCUACUCAAUGACGUCUACCUGCAGAGCAACAGCGAAGUGAAAAAAAUGACUCUUUCGCAUUUCGCAAAGAGGAACGAAUCGUCACAUUGGGGGAGCCAACCAGGUGAGGGGCAAAUCUACCUGGAGUAUAUCACCCUCCACAAUUUGGUGAAAAUCUUCAAAGGGGAAAUUAACCAAGCGGGAAGGAAAGACGCAGAAGGGAACGGCGCAGAAAGGAACGGUGCAAAAAGGAACGACUCCGAAAGGAACGGCGUAGAAGGGGAAAGCGAAAAAUCCGUUGAGAAGGUUUUCCCCUUUUUUCGGACCCUCCUGGAGAACUGCUCAAACGACGCCACAGAAAUGUCGCGUAACCUCCAGAUGAAGCAACUCCUGCAUGGGCUAAACAAACUCUGCUACUUCUACCUGCUGUGCAAAAGGCACAUCACGAAUGCCAAUUUUGUGGCUCUUGCAAAUUGUAACUUCUACCUUUCAUUUUCGAUAAUUAAUUGGCACAUCGAAAAAUGCCUGAACAGGUCAGAAUUUUUUUUCCCCCAUUUUGUCAACAUGUGUGCGGAAAAAAUAUCCGUCAUUGUGGGCACUCUCAAAUGCUUCGGUCUACCAGCGGAAGAAGACUUGGCCAACUGCCUCUCCAAAUUUAUCACUUUAACUCAUCUGUGCAUGACUGAAGAGAACAGGAAGAGUCUCCUUUUUUAUGUGUUGCCCUAUGUGGAGCGCGCGAGAGGGGACCUUGGCAAGGUGGGAAGCCUCUUAGUGGGUACCGAAGUGCCGUCACUCCGUGGCGCGGAAGGGAAGGAUGAGCGUACCCCAGUAGGGGGAAGCACAUGUGAAGAUGCGGAGCGGAUGAGCAACGUUUACUGUGAAGAAAGCUCGUCUGAUUGCACCCUCUUUGAGGAACCCCCGUCUGGCUGCACCCCCGUUGAAAACCCCCCAUCUGGUGACACCCCCGUACGCACCCACCAAAACUUGCACCACGUGGAAAAACGCAUCACAGAGGUACUAUCCACAUUCGAGGAGAAACAAAUCUCCCCCAUCGGCCGUGAGAAGCUGCACGAACUGCUAAACAAACUGCUGAACAAACUGCUAAACGAACAUGUGCGGGGGGGCCUCCUGCUCAGGAAGGAAAACCAAAUCCUCAGAAACAAGUUAAAUUACAUCUUGCUCAAUUUCGACUCGUUUGUUAAGGCACACAUUACCCAAGCGGUUGCAGAGCAGCAGUGGCUCAUUGCCCACCAUGAUGCCGAGGGGGAAUUGGCUCACACGGGAAAAGGUGGCCCGCGUGUUGCACUCCAUCACGUUGCUCACAUGAGUGGAGAAGGCACUGUAGAGGGGGACAACUCCAUAGGAGGGGUAGUACCCACAAAAGAUGUGGACGAAACUACUCCUGGAGGAGAUCACCCAGAUGGACAUGCCAAACUAUCACUCCAUUUCGAUUACAAACACGUCAGUGCCAAAAAUGAAUAUUUCCGACAGCUACAAAAAUACGAACGUGAAGAUUUCCAAAAAAUUAACAACGUUUUGAUAAACAUGUACCUUUGCAAUCCGUACGUAUGCUCCAAGAGCAAAGAUGUUAUCCUCUCCAGUGGGAAAUCCCCAAAGAAGGUCAUCAUUUUGCCACAGGAUACGUAUCGAAACAUACACAAGUUGGUCGCUGCGGGAGAGAGCGCCGAAGGGUUCAAACUCCUCAGGCGUGUUCACCACUCGGUGCACCUCUUCUUCAUCCGGGUGAAGUUUUUUUUCAGCAGGAUGAGUUGA